Molecule: messenger RNA, 519 nt
Organism: Acytostelium subglobosum LB1
Lineage: Eukaryota; Evosea; Eumycetozoa; Acytosteliales; Acytosteliaceae
Exons: 1
Coding region: 1-519 (172 amino acids)
Source: RefSeq, a predicted model, not a curated record
AUGUUGGCACUGGAACUCAAUGGUCCAACAGCCAAAGGCUACGACCCUCUGGACUACUUCCAUUACCCAAUCAACUUGACAUCGAACGAGCGCAAGCUCAUCCACACCGGUGACAGUCGUCUAGACAACGCACUGGUCACUGCCUACCGCAAGAUGGACACAUUGGAGCGCUUCAAAGCCCAGCAGCCAGGCUACGGUGGCCAUGUCCCCUGGAAUGGCGUAAAUGACAAUGGCCUGGACAACGAUACUCAGACCGACACGUCGGUCCCAUCACUGGACAAUGGUGAGAUGGUCUGGGGCAUCUACGCUGUGGCCCAUGUUUUGAAGCAGAAGUACCCUGAUCACGCCCAGCUGGCCACUCGCUAUCGCAACUACUUUGACUUGCUCGCCAACAAUGCCAUCACGGUCUUCUUGAACCGCACCAGCUUCUACUUUGCCAUGUCGGCAGUCGUUGGCGCUAACAAUGUCAGUGUCGCCAAGAACACCUAUCGCUCGGACGGCAUAUACUCGUCGGCAUAG